Messenger RNA from Coffea arabica (coffee), 387 nucleotides. NCBI's taxonomy places the organism in Eukaryota, Viridiplantae, Streptophyta, Magnoliopsida, Gentianales, Rubiaceae. The record is from RefSeq and is a predicted model, not a curated record.
AUGGAGAGCAAAAAAAGGGUAAUUGAUGCUGCUCACAAGGGAGAUACUGAAAUACUAAACAAAAUGCUUCAAGAAAAUCCAUCCCUUCUUGAUGAUGUUGCAUUUGGUAAUCCUCCGGAGUCUGUUCUACAUGUUGCAAUUAAAGGUGGACAUGUUAGAUUUGUGAUUGAGCUUAUGAAGCACAACAAGAAGCUGGCUAGAGAAUUUGACAGAGGUGGUUUUCGGCCUCUAGAUGUAGCUGCAAUCAUGGGGAACGUCGAAAUGGUGAAACAGAUUCUGAGGUUGGAUCCUGGAUUAUGUCUUCUCAAAGGAAAAGGCCAAAGAACAGCCUUUUCUCCAGAUGCAUCUGUCAGGUUUCAUUAUGCACUGUUUUUUCAGCUACUGUGA